Aspergillus piperis CBS 112811 is the source of this 295-nucleotide messenger RNA. RefSeq lists its product as uncharacterized. The transcript is spliced from 2 exons. The coding region runs from base 33 to 218 and encodes 61 amino acids. The record is from RefSeq and is a predicted model, not a curated record. Lineage: Eukaryota; Fungi; Ascomycota; Eurotiomycetes; Eurotiales; Aspergillaceae.
GCUGUGUUCAAAACCCAAUUGAUAAGCUGUGAAUGAUGCGAUUUUAUGUCCCAAUGCAGAAUCCUAUCACUUAUCCUGAUCCAUGUACUGGCAACCUAUUCGACAUGACUCAUGCUAGGCCUGGUACAGGAUUUCUCCAUGCUGAUCGUCCUGCGAUAAUGAAAGGGUUGAAUACAGUGAGGUGGCUCAUGUAUUCUUGCUGUAUGUUACCCCAGUAAGGUUCAACCUCAGAUUAGGUCGGAAAGCAAGGGUCCGCAUAGUGUUACUCGGACGGGAAGGAUCGACGUGGAUAGGA